Molecule: messenger RNA, 1700 nt
Organism: Daucus carota subsp. sativus
Lineage: Eukaryota; Viridiplantae; Streptophyta; Magnoliopsida; Apiales; Apiaceae
Product: serine carboxypeptidase-like 34
Exons: 10
Coding region: 106-1557 (483 amino acids)
Biological process (GO): proteolysis
Cellular component (GO): vacuole
Molecular function (GO): serine-type carboxypeptidase activity
Source: RefSeq, a predicted model, not a curated record
UAGUGUACACAUAAUUCUUAUCUGUCACUUCUAGUACUGUACAAUUUGUGUACAUAUAUAUACCACACAAGUAGAAGCUCCAGGGGACAAGACAGAGUUUUGGAAAUGGCUGUCUCUAGAUUUAUGCAUGAUUGGACUCAGCUUUUUGUGGUGCUGACUUUGGCUGGAGCUGCAUUGGCUAGGCAUCAGUUCAGUGAGCUAAGCUAUGAGGUCAAGGCUCAGCAAGAGGCUGACCGGAUUAUCGAGCUCCCGGGGCAGCCUCAGGUGAGUUUCAAGCAGUAUUCAGGGUAUGUUACUGUCAAUGAAAGCCAUGGAAGGGCACUGUUUUAUUGGUUUUUUGAAGCUACACAUUUGCCUGAAAAGAAGCCUCUUCUUCUUUGGCUUAACGGAGGGCCUGGAUGUUCGUCGAUAGGGUUUGGAGAAGCAGAGGAGUUGGGUCCUUUUCUCUCGCAAAAAGGCAAACCAGAGCUUAAAUUCAACAACCACGCUUGGAAUAAAGCGGCAAAUUUGUUGUUCCUGGAAGCUCCAGUUGGAGUUGGAUUUUCUUACACAAAUACAAGUAGCGAUAUCAAACAGCUUGGCGAUAAAAUUACAGCCAAGGACUCAUACGUGUUUCUGGUGAACUGGUUUAAGAGGUUCCCGCAAUUCAAGUCCCAUGAAUUCUACAUUUCAGGAGAGAGUUAUGCAGGUCACUAUGUUCCUCAACUUUCUGAGAUCAUAUUUGACAAGAACAUGUAUGUUCCGAAGAAUGAGUACAUAAACUUCAAGGGCUUUAUGAUUGGAAAUGCAUUGAUGGACGACGAAACUGAUCAGAAAGGAAUGGUGGAUUAUGCAUGGGACCAUGCUGUGAUAUCUAAUCACGUCUAUGACGAAAUUAAGCUUGAAUGCAACUUUAGUAAUGAGAAUUCAACAGCUGCCUGUGACGCUGCCAUAGAAAAAUAUUUCGAUGUUUACAAGAUUAUAGACAUGUACAGCUUGUAUGCCCCAACAUGCUUCGACAGCAACACCACCAGGACUAAUAAGCAGUUUCCAGUGAUCCAUGGCAUCGCCCCUCGUUUAUUCUCCAAGCAGAAAGGAUGGCACCAGAAGCCAGCAGGUUAUGACCCUUGUUUAUCAGAGUAUACAGAAGUGUAUCUGAACAGAGCUGAUGUUCAAAAGGCACUUCAUGCUAAUGUAACCAAAAUGUCUUAUCCAUGGACUCACUGCAGUGAUACCAUAACAGUUUGGAAUGACGCACCAGAGUCCACACUACCAGUGAUCCGAAAGCUUGUGAAUGGAGGUCUUCGCGUUUGGGUCUUCAGCGGAGAUACUGAUGGAAGAAUACCAGUAACAUCAACAAGGUUAACUCUGAAGAAGCUAGGACUCAAGACAGUUGAAGAUUGGAGUCCUUGGUACACCAGCUAUGAGGUUGGAGGAUGGACAGUAGAGUAUGAAGGACUGAUGUUUGUGACAGUAAGGGGAGCUGGUCAUCAAGUUCCGACAUUCAAGCCCAAACAAGCUUUACAACUAGUCGAGCAUUUCUUGACCAAUAAGAAGCUGCCAGCUGCACCGUUUUAACUAUUUUAUUGUACUUCCUUCAGAAAGCAAAGGAGAAGGAAAAUAGGGUCCAUUCUUUCCAAAUUGAGCAAUUUAUAUAAAAUGAAAAUUUGGAAUGAACGGUAUAAUUGAGCAAUUUAUAUACAAAAAUUGGUGGAUGUGAA